GGGGAGAGGGGCUGAGCAGCCGGGCAGAAGUCGCCUUCUUCCUCCUCUUCCUCCCCCUUGCUCUCAGCACUUUGGCUGGCUUCAAUGAAACUGGCAGCGAUGAUCAAGAAGAUGUGUCCCAGCGAGGCCGAGCUGAGCAUCCCCGCCAAGAACUGCUACCGCAUGGUCAUCCUGGGCUCCUCCAAGGUGGGCAAGACGGCCAUCGUCUCGCGCUUCCUCACCGGCCGCUUUGAGGAGCAAUACACGCCCACCAUCGAGGACUUCCACCGCAAGUUCUACAGCAUCCGCGGCGAGGUCUACCAGCUCGAUAUCCUGGACACGUCCGGCAACCACCCCUUCCCAGCCAUGCGCCGUCUCUCCAUCCUCACAGGAGAUGUGUUCAUACUCGUCUUCAGCCUGGACAACCGGGACUCCUUUGAGGAGGUGCAGCGCCUAAAGCAGCAAAUCCUGGAGACCAAGUCGUGCCUGAAGAACAAAACCAAGGAGAACAUAGAGGUGCCCCUGGUCAUCUGCGGGAACAAGGGCGACCGGGACUUUUACCGGGAGGUGGAACCCCGGGAGAUCGAGCAGCUGGUGGGAGGGGACCCCAAAAAAUGCGCCUACUUCGAGAUCUCGGCCAAGAAGAACAGCAGCCUGGACCAGAUGUUCCAGGCGCUCUUCGCCAUGGCCAAGCUGCCCAGCGAGAUGAGCCCCGACCUGCACCGCAAGGUCUCGGUCCAGUACUGCGACAUCCUGCAUAAGAAGGCACUGAAAGGCAAAAAGCUGCUGAAAGAGGGGGGCCGGGGCAGCACGGAGGAGGCGUACGGCAUCGUGGCCCCCUUCGCCCGGCGACCCAGCGUCCACAGUGACCUCAUGUACAUCCGGGAGAAAGCCAUCGGCUCCGGGCAGAGGGACAGGGAAAGGGUGAGCCGCCAGGCAGCCAGGUGGGAGGAUGAGUGUGGAGGGCACGGACCUUGGUAUUUCUUUCCCUCCCAAACCACCCAGCCUUGGGCACUGCCUUCAGGGGGAGGGCAGAGGCCUGCCAGCGCCUGCUUGGGGCUUUGGGGUUGGGGUUUUUGUUGGUUUUGGUUUGUUUUGUUGGUUUUUUUUUUAAACUUGAGAAGCUGUGCACGGACUCUGGCUCUGUGUCGUGUGUUCGUCUGUGUCUGCAAAACACGUGCAGAAGACACUCUUAAGCUGCUGCAAAGCCAUUGCAGAGUUACAGCCCCAAUGGACCAAAAAACCUGACUCUUGUUUACAUUUGUCUUGUCUGAUUUGCAAGAUUUGGGGAGGGCGGGGGGAGAGGGAAG
This is a messenger RNA of Cariama cristata (Red-legged seriema), 1289 nucleotides long. It is a transcript of the gene RASD1, whose product is annotated as RAS, dexamethasone-induced 1. Lineage: Eukaryota; Metazoa; Chordata; Aves; Cariamiformes; Cariamidae. The record is from RefSeq and is a predicted model, not a curated record. Bases 85 to 1227 code for a protein of 380 amino acids. The transcript is spliced from 3 exons. Gene Ontology annotation, molecular function: GTPase activity; GTP binding.